Molecule: messenger RNA, 1545 nt
Organism: Fulvia fulva
Lineage: Eukaryota; Fungi; Ascomycota; Dothideomycetes; Mycosphaerellales; Mycosphaerellaceae
Product: Peroxisomal membrane protein PEX29
Exons: 1
Coding region: 1-1545 (514 amino acids)
Biological process (GO): peroxisome organization
Cellular component (GO): peroxisomal membrane
Source: RefSeq, a predicted model, not a curated record
AUGGCGACCGAUACUGGAUCUCCAAUCGCCAACCGCGAUGAAGCCAUACCAGUCAUCCGCAUCCCGUCCCACGAUGACGAAGCAGACUACUCGGACUCCGAAGGCUCGGAAUCAGAAGAGGAACAGCGAGAUAGGAAAAGAGACCGACUUGAAGGACACGCGAACAAGAUCAAGCACACAUGGCAAACAUACAGCGGAAGCCCGCAAGCCAGGCAGAGUCUCCAGGACAAACUGCUGUCGUCCAUCAUCUCCCAGAUCGUCCCCAGCGAAGGCCUCGCAGACGACGAUGACUCCACCGACGCACCUCGCAAAAAGGACAGACGCUCCAAGAAAUCCGUCAACAGACCAGAAUUCGGCCCUCGUCUCAUGACCUACAACUUCCGCCGCUUCAAUGCACGCAUAGGCGUCGUCUUCGUCCUCGAGAAGCGCCUCAUCCACCUCUUCUCUUGGAAACGCCCCACCGCAACUCUCUCCUUCCUCGCCGUCUACUCCCUCGUCUGCCUCAAACCCCACCUCCUCCCUCUCAUCCCACUAGUCCUCAUCCUCUUCAGCAUCAUGAUCCCCUCCUUCCUCGCCCGCCACCCAACACCAACCAACGACCCACGCCUCGAGCCCAGUUUCCACGGUCCACCAACCGCAGCCGCCUCCCGCGUCAAACCCGCACCAGAACUCAGCACAGAUUUCUGGCGCAACAUGCGCGACCUCCAGAAUAGCAUGGAAGACUUCUCCCGCCUGCACGAUGCCGCGAACGAAUACAUCACACCCUACACCAACUUUUCCGACGAAGCGCUCUCCUCAACCCUCUUCCUGGCCCUCAGCGCUCUCAGCAUUGCCGCCUUUAUCGGCUCUCAGUUCGUCCCCUGGCGCUUCAUCGCUUUGAUAGCAGGCUGGUCCUUAAUCUCAGCCUCCCACCCGCGAGUCCAGAAAGUUCUCCUCUCAACCCAAAAUCUCAGCCAACUCUCCCAACACAUCGAAAUCGCACAGUCAACCCUCCGCUCCUGGAUCUCGCAGGACAUCCUCCUAUCCGAACCACCCUCCAUCCGACAGAUAGAGAUUUUCGAGUUACAGAAACAUCACAUCAACUCUGAUACGUGGGAAUCAUGGCUCUUCUCCCCUACACCCUACGACCCCUUGUCACAGGUCAGGAUAGCGGGGAAUAGAGCGAAAGGGACUCAAUUCUUCGAGGACGUACAAGCUCCGCAGGGAUGGGAGUGGAAGGAGAAGAAAUGGAAUUUGGAUUUGAGGAGUCGGGAGUGGGUGGAGGAGAGGAUGAUUAGUGGGGUUGAGAUUGAGACGGAGGGGGAGAGGUGGGUUUAUGAUUUGCCGGAGGAGCAAGUGGAGGUACCGGUGUCGCCGAGGAAGGGUGGGAAGGUUGGAGUGGGAAGGGUCAAGAGUACGCCGAAGAGUGGGUGGGAGGAGUCGAAUGGAUUGGGAGGGGAUAGGAGAGGGGAGUGGAGACGGAGGCGGUGGACGAGGUUGGUGGAGAAGAGGGCGAGUGAUGAUAAAGGGAAGGGGAAGGAGAGGGUGUUGAGUGGAGGACCGUGA